AUGCUGUUAACACGGGCACGUGCUGCCCCCGUGCUACGAGGCUUCCAUGCGCGCCGUUUUAUCUCGACACUGGACAGCAACCGCUACAUAAAAGUCUUCCCCAAUGCGGCCUUAGACGGCAGCCACGUCCUCGCAUACCUAGACACUCCCACCCCGCCUCGACUUAUCAUUGGAACCACGACGGAACUUCCUCCCACCCCGCGAUCCUUCACCGAGAACUGCGAAAUCUACCCUAUACUCAACGAAGUCCUUGCGAAAUGGGUGUCGCAAGACCCGUCAGUCCAAAGCCGAGCUCAAGCCUUCGUCUCCUCCGCCGGCGCCGGCUUUUCCCACCAGCAGCGACGACCAAGACAGAAGAGUGGGUUGGGCACUGACAAAGGAGCUGGCGGAGGAGGUGGAGGUCGCGGGGGACAUUUCAUGCAUGUGUCGGAUUUGCGGAAAGUGCCCGACUUUGGGAGGAUAUGUGAGCCCGAGGAUAUGCUUGGGAGUGUGGAAGUCAACGAGCAGGGACACAUUGUGGGCGAGUUCCAGCCGAGUGGGACAUAUCGGAUUGUUACCAAUGAUGGCAUAUUGGGUCUGGGCGAUUUCUUGACACAGAAGCUCAUCGAGAGACUCCAACAGGAGGAACGCAAGGGUUGA
Pseudomassariella vexata is the source of this 639-nucleotide messenger RNA. RefSeq lists its product as uncharacterized. The transcript has 3 exons. Bases 1 to 639 code for a protein of 212 amino acids. Lineage: Eukaryota; Fungi; Ascomycota; Sordariomycetes; Amphisphaeriales; Pseudomassariaceae. The record is from RefSeq and is a predicted model, not a curated record.